This is a messenger RNA of Tilletiopsis washingtonensis, 1029 nucleotides long. RefSeq names its product NAD(P)-binding protein. Bases 1 to 1029 code for a protein of 342 amino acids. The record is from RefSeq and is a predicted model, not a curated record. The transcript has 9 exons. Lineage: Eukaryota; Fungi; Basidiomycota; Exobasidiomycetes; Entylomatales. Gene Ontology annotation, molecular function: oxidoreductase activity, acting on the CH-CH group of donors, NAD or NADP as acceptor.
AUGUCACUGCCAACGUCGACCAAGGCCUGGGUGCUGACGCAGUACUGCACCGGCCCGCUCAGCGAGUCCGAGAACUUUGCGCUCCGCGAAUUCCCCAUUCCCGAGCUCAAGGACGGCGAGGUGCUCGUCAAGGUGCAGACCAUCGGCCUCGAGCCCGCCAUGCGGCCCUCGUACUCGCUCGAGAAGUCGUACCGCGAGCCCACGCCGCUCAACACGCCGCUGUGGGCGUUUGGCGUCGGCGAGGUCGUGGCGAGCAAGUCGGACAAGCUCAAGACCGGCGCCAUCGCGUACGGCCUCUUCAGCAUGAGCCAGUACCACGUCGCCGGGCCCGAGACGCCCUUCCUCAUGCCCGUCGACCCGAAGAUCGGCAAGCAGGUGCUCUCGCUCUUCGCGCCGCCCGGCCUCGCCGCGCACGUCGGGCUCUUCGAGAUCGGUGAGCUCAAGAAGGGCGACACGGUGCUCGUCUCGGGCGCUGCCGGCGCCACGGGCUCCAUCGUCAUCCAGAUCGCAAAGCGCGUCGGCGCAAAGAAGAUCAUCGGCAUCGCGUCGAAGCGCAAGCUCGACGCCGUGCUUGCCGACGGCGCCGACGAGGCCGUCGCGUACGACGACGACGACUUUGAGGAGAAGCUGAAGAAGGCGACGGGCGAGGACGUGAACCUGUACUUCGAGAACGUCGGCGGCAAGGUGCUUGACGCUGCGCUCGGCUGCAUGGCGGCGUACGGCCGCAUCGCUGUCUGCGGCAUGAUCUCGCAGUACGACAGCAUCGGCGGCGACCGCAACAGCUUCGAGGGCAUCAAGAACAUCCGCUACAUCCUCACCCGCCGGAUCAAGAUGCAGGGCUACAUCUGCUCGCAGGUCAACGACGAGGCCGUGCCCAAGGCCAUCAAGGACCUCGGCGCGUGGGCACACGACGGCUCCGUCAAGGCUGCCAUCUACACGCACCCCGACAAGGGCGUCGAGCACUGCAUCAAGGCAUUCCAGGGCCUGCUGACCGGUGCCAACACCGGCAAGAUGACCGUCGACUUCUGA